GCUGCGGGCGCGAGGCUGUGGGGCUGGCACGAGCUUCUCUUCCGGGAGCGGUGGAGGCGUUUGGAGGCUGCGGCCCCGCUGGAGCUAGCGAACGAGGGAAGACAAAGUAAAGUACUACAGUGUAUUCAAAAAUUUUGUGAAUUCCUUGGCUUCAUACUUUGGGCUAACGAUGUCAGCUGAAUUACCACUAAAUAUUAAUAUCAAGGAACCACGAUGGGAUCAAAGCACUUUUAUUGGAAGAGCUAGUCAUUUUUUUACUGUAACUGACCCACGAAAUAUUUUGUUAACUAAUGAACAACUAGAAAAUGCAAGACAAAUUGUUCAUGAUUACAGAAAAGGAAUUAUACCACCUGGGCUUACAGAAAAUGAAUUAUGGAGAGCAAAGUAUGUUUAUGAUUCAGCUUUUCAUCCUGACACUGGUGAAAAGAUGAUUUUGAUAGGAAGAAUGUCAGCUCAGGUUCCCAUGAACAUGACAAUCACAGGCUGUAUGAUGACUUUUUAUAGAACUACCCCUGCGGUGCUUUUCUGGCAGUGGAUUAACCAGUCCUUCAAUGCUGUUGUGAAUUAUACAAAUAGGAGUGGUGAUGCCCCUAUCUCAGUUAGCCAACUGGGGACAGCAUAUGUAUCUGCCACCACUGGUGCUGUAGUAACCGCACUGGGACUUAACGCACUAACCAAGCAUGUCUCACCCCUUAUAGGACGUUUGGUUCCUUUUGCUGCUGUAGCUGCUGCUAAUUGCAUUAAUAUUCCAUUAAUGAGACAAAGGGAGCUCAAAGUUGGUAUUCCUGUUACAGAUGAAAAUGGAAACCGAUUAGGUGAAUCAGUCAAUGCUGCACAACAAGCUAUCGCACAAGUGGUGGUCUCGAGAAUUCUUAUGGCAGCCCCUGGCAUGGCCAUUCCUCCAUUUAUAAUGAACACUUUGGAGAAGAAAGCAUUCUUAAAGAGGUUCCCCUGGAUGAGUGCCCCCAUUCAAGUUGGAUUAGUUGGCUUCUGUUUGGUGUUUGCUACACCUUUAUGCUGUGCAUUGUUUCCUCAGAAAAGUUCGAUGUCUGUUACACGCUUGGAGCCAGAAUUGAAAGCCAAGAUUCAAGAGACCAGUCCUGAAAUAGAACGUGUGUACUUUAAUAAGGGAUUAUAAAUUGGGAGAAGACUUGAACAUUUUAAGGAUAAUCAUGCAAACCCAAAUACAUUAUGCCAGUGUGGGUAAAAAGAACUCUUUCACUUGUGUUCUUAUAACUAGUUAAUUAUUCCAUAGUGUCCAAAUUUACCUUAUUGACUAAAUCUGUUACUUAAAAUUAUACCUUAAUGCUAAGGACCUUGUUAUCCUUGUGAGCAAACCCAUCCUGUCACUUUUAGGGUUACUGUUUUGGAAGAAACUUUUAACAGCCCACAUCCAGCGCAAAACCGGGCACACACUAGGCACUUGAGAAAUAUUUUUUGAUCAAUUGAUUAAAAAAAGUUUACAUUAAAUAUCAAGCAAUGGAAGGUGAUUAAAAAAAAAUAGAUCCAGCUUGCAUCCCCCCUCAAGAGGACCUCCACACACAGAAGGGAUUCAGAGCAGGCCAGAGAUUAAGAGGAUGGAAUGCUGAAAUCAUCACUCUUGACAUGCAGCCUGCCGCUGCCUCUGUUACAUGCAGCACAGACCCAGAUUUCUACUUUUUUCUAUAGGCUCAAAUCAAAAGAUAAUUUACAGGCCUUUUUGUUUAAUAAAAUAAAGGCUAACCUUAUAAGCUCUCUCCUCUUGGUAAUUUUUUCAUUUGACAGUAUGGAUAAUAAAUUUCUUUUGGUAUAUCCCUUUGUUUUUAAAUUCCUAAGGAGGCAUCCACGUUCCUCUGUAAUAGUUGCUAUUAUUUACACUAUUACUAAUUACUUAAAUACAUUAUUUAAAAUCAUUUAAAGCUAUCAAACUUACAGUGUAUCAAUACUGUAUCUUAAAAGUGUAUUAAAAACUAAUAUUUAAUCAAGAUUUUCUGAUUUUCUAAAAUUAGUAUUUCAGCAAGCAUUUGCUUAUGUGUCCAGUUCUUUAUGUUGGCUUUUAUUUCAAGCUUUUCUUGGCUUUUAGAAAGACCAAGAAAACCUUGUAUUUUAUUAAUCAGUUAGUGACCUUACAAACUGUACUUGAAUGUUCUCUAUUACAUUCCAUCUUCUGUUUGAAUGUAGUCAGUAUGCACGCCCCUCUUUAUUUCAUCUGUAACAACUGGCAGUGUAAUAUAUUUGAUAUGGGAUUAGACAUUAAAUUCAAAUUUGUAGGUGUUCAGAGUAAUAUACAAGAUGAUUGAGUGUAUCACUGAAAGUAGAUUCUCGUUAUGCAGAGCCUAAAGAUAGCUAAUGUGUGGACAUUUAGAAAACAGUAGAAUACUGAGAUAUUUUUACUGUGUGAUCAGAGUAAAUUUUCUCACAAACAAGAUUUUUUUUACUUGUUUCUGUGUUUUUCAUCUGAAAGGAUUAACAGAUCUGAAGCUUUAGUCUCCUAGAAUGAUCUUUACCUGUAUCUCUUCCAUCAUUCUUUCACCUCACAUUUUUGUCUUAAAACUGUCUAGAUGGAGAAAAAUGGUUUCCCCAGGGCAUUCUGACAUUGGGUAUAUUUUAUUGCAAUAAACAUGUCUAGAAAAAUCUGACAUUCCACACAGACCUUUGCAGUUUGCUUGAUGGCUCUUUGAUUAAUUAUGUGCAUAAGCUCAAAUAAGGAUGCAAAGAAACCUCACGUAGCAUUCAUGAUGGUGGACUUCUGUUUAAGUGAACUGAUUUCCAGAUAUUCUGUUUGCCUCAAUUGACCUUGAAAGCCUCCCUGGUAAUUCAUUUGUAUCAUUAUUUCAAGAACCUAAUAGAUGAUUUGUAUAAAGUGUGUGUCUUUCACUAGUAAAAGACAUAUACUCAUUGAAAACUGAUAAAUUAUACACUCUUAAGAAAAUGUGACCAAAGCACAGACAUAAAGAUGACAAAUAUCAUGGAUAUAUUUUUUUUUAGGUUUGUUUAUUGAAGCUUCAGACUAUUAAUGGUUUUCAGCAGAUCAUUUAUCUGUACAGUUUCAUGGUAUUAAUAAGAAGAACAAAUGAGCAAAGCUCAGGCAAUUUAUGCUGGUCUUAUAGAAAAAAAUGUGUUUUUUUUAAAAAUUUAAAUAAAGUGCAAUAAGAUCCUAAAGCUGGUAAAGAUGAAUAGUUAUUAAUAUUUCUAUUAAUGCUCUAAAAGAGGAAUAUAAUUUUAAGUGAUGGCAGUGACUGAUGUUAUUAAUUUCAGUAUUAGCACAAUGUCUUGCCAGUGUUGAUGGAGUCAAUGUACUAUUUAAAUUCAACUGGAUGAAAUAUUAAAUAAACUCAAAUUGAAAUAAAA
Messenger RNA from Vombatus ursinus (common wombat), 3330 nucleotides. It is a transcript of the gene SFXN1, whose product is annotated as sideroflexin 1. Gene Ontology annotation, biological process: monoatomic ion transport; serine import into mitochondrion. The coding region runs from base 170 to 1138 and encodes 322 amino acids. The record is from RefSeq and is a predicted model, not a curated record. NCBI's taxonomy places the organism in Eukaryota, Metazoa, Chordata, Mammalia, Diprotodontia, Vombatidae. The transcript is spliced from 12 exons. Gene Ontology annotation, molecular function: monoatomic ion transmembrane transporter activity. Gene Ontology annotation, cellular component: mitochondrial inner membrane.